This is a messenger RNA of Hyaloscypha bicolor E, 1754 nucleotides long. Its product is annotated as monocarboxylate transporter. Lineage: Eukaryota; Fungi; Ascomycota; Leotiomycetes; Helotiales; Hyaloscyphaceae. The transcript has 2 exons. The coding region runs from base 93 to 1430 and encodes 445 amino acids. Gene Ontology annotation, cellular component: fungal-type vacuole membrane. The record is from RefSeq and is a predicted model, not a curated record. Gene Ontology annotation, molecular function: transmembrane transporter activity. Gene Ontology annotation, biological process: transmembrane transport.
ACCAGUUGGAAAUUAUCAACAGCCUUGUAAGAAGUUGUAAGUGUCUCUUAUUUCAAUUCUUACGGAAGCGGUGCGGACUUAAUAGCUUCAGGAUGAUGGCCUCCCCAGCUUCCGAAGUCCAGCUCACAACUCUUCACUCAAGUCACGAUGAAGAGACCACAACACCAGUAGCAACCUCCUCAAACGAUCUCCACCCAACAACGCCUCGCCGCCAACUCCUCGUCCUCAUCUCCAGCUUCCUAACAAUCUGCAUAACAGUCGGGUUGAAUCAAUCCUACGGCGUCUUCCAAUCUUACUAUACCUCCCCUUCGCAGACGAUACUUCCCGUAUCUACGUCCUCAUCAGCUCUCACGGCAUUCAUCGGAACCCUAGGCUCAGGCCUCACUUGGUCUGGCUCACUGUUUAUCAACCCCAUCCUCGCACGGCUCAAUGUGAAAGGCACUAAAGCCCUUUGCGUAACCGGAGUCUUGUGCAUGAGUCUCGGACUCGGUCUUGCCAGUCUCUGCUCCCAAGUCUGGCAGCUUCUACUCACCCAAGGCCUCCUCUAUGGAAUUGGUUCCUCCCUCCUCUACUUCCCUAUCCUCAGUGUGGCGCCGGAAUACUUUACCGCUCAUCGAGGUUCGGCAAUGGGGUUUAUCCUCUCUGGAUCUGGGAUGGGAGGGCUCAUCUUCUCACCUCUUAUCCGCGCUCUGCUUUCAGCUAUUGGGCCGAGAUGGGCGCUGAGGGCUCUGGCUCUCUUGGUGCUGGUGGUUAGUUUGCCAAUUGCGAGCAUGGCGGCUCCAUCUAGAUUUGUGGGUAGGAGACCGACCCGUAUCGACAUCAAGCUUGCGAUGAAACCGUCGUUUCUGUUCAGUGUUGGAGCGGGAUUCCUCCAAGCUGGUGGAAAUGGCCUUCCGUUGACGUUUCUGGCUGAAUAUUCGGUCGUUCUGGGUUACAGCGCCGGGUUUGGUGCGACCCUUCUGGCCGUUUCGAAUGGUGUUAAUUCGGUAAGUCGAGUGAUGUCCGGGUUUGCGGGAGAUCGAUUCGGGAGGCAGAAUACGUUGAUUUUGACUGGGGUGCUGUGCGUGAUUUCUGUGUUGGGAUUUUGGUUGGGAAGCGUGAGUGGUGGCAAUAAAGUGCUUUGGAUUGUUUUUGUGGUGCUUUAUGGGGUUACGGGUGGUGGGUAUAAUGCUUUGUUCCCAACUACGGUGGCAGACGUCUUUGGACUUCAAGCUUAUGCUAGUGUCAACGGCUUCAUCUAUUUCGUGAGAGGGCUUGGAACCAUGUUUGGAAGUCCAGUCGGCGGAAAGAUUCUUGGCGAAAGUAAGCUGGUUAAUUACCGGAACGUGGUGUUAUUUGAUGCUGCGUUACUUGGCGGUGCAAUGUUCUGCGUUAUUGGAGUGAGGUGUUGGGAUGCUGUUGAUAAGAGAACUUGGAAAUGGAAAGCUUAAUGGCAAUUUCUGGGCGGCAAGCUAGAUUCAAUUGUUCCAAAGUUUCCUGGGGCGAUGAAGAAAGUCUGAUUGCAAAUUUUUCUAGGCGCUCUCCUGGUACAUUCGCAAGGCCCAACAUUGGAGUUGUAUAUGAGUGUUUUUUACUAAGGAAAAGAAUCCUCGAGUGGUAAAACCCAGAUUUCUUUUAUAACACUCAAUAUCCUUAUAUCAACAUCGCCCGUUUAUGCUGUCUCUUUGAGCCUAUGCAUUUCUUCAUAGCCUUUAGCCUUAUCCUCUCUUCCUAAUCAAUUAACUUUCUUGAUAUUUACUUCUCUUAAGAUUAAC